Colletotrichum siamense is the source of this 1734-nucleotide messenger RNA. It is a transcript of the gene dre4, whose product is annotated as Pre-mRNA-splicing factor dre4. The record is from RefSeq and is a predicted model, not a curated record. Gene Ontology annotation, molecular function: transcription coregulator activity; RNA polymerase binding. The transcript has a single exon. Gene Ontology annotation, cellular component: nucleus. Bases 1 to 1734 code for a protein of 577 amino acids. NCBI's taxonomy places the organism in Eukaryota, Fungi, Ascomycota, Sordariomycetes, Glomerellales, Glomerellaceae.
AUGCUCAGGUCAACAUACAAGCCGUCAGAUAACGCCGCUCCAUUGCCGCCUCUUCUGCCCGGAUGGACUGAGCAUACGGCGCCGACGGGACACAAGUACUACUACAACGCCGAAACGAAAGAAUCGACAUACACAAGACCCAGUGCGCCCGACGCCGUUGCCGCUGCACCUCAAACAUCCGCGCCGCCGUCCGCCUCCGCGAGCUUCUUUCAAUACCAGACGAUCCCGCAGCUCUCCGAUCCGAACGUUGCAAAUGCAUACCUGGCGCAGUACAAUGCGCAGAACCAGCCACCCGCUGCGCAGCGUGGCGGGUUCGGUCACGGGGGUAGAGGGGGCAGAGACAACGGGCGCCCGCGUCCGGAACCCAUAGACAAGCCCAAGUCAAAGACUCCUAUACCCGGACAUGAGCCUUGGAUUCUUGUCGAAACAAAGUAUAGUCGCCGAUUCGUCUAUAACCCGGACAAGAAUGCCAGUUACUGGAGAAUCCCCGAGAAGCUGAUGCCUGGCAUCCUCGAGUUGGACAAGGCCAGGAUACGCGAGAAGGCAGGCAUCGCAAGCGCAGGUCCGGACGCCAAGGAGGGAACUCCCGGGGCGCAACCAAAACAGCCUCGCGAAGUCAGUGAAGGAUUGCCCGAUGAUGGCAAUGACGACAGUUCAGAGUACGAAGAGGUCGAAGUCACAGACGACGAGGCUGAGGGCGACGACGGCGAGGAUGGACACAACUCCAAGCGCCAGCGCACGGAAGAAGCAGCCGAUGACGCAGUGGUGGAGUUUAGCGAGGCUGACAUUGCGUUCCAACUGCAAGCAAUGGGCGAGGCGUACGGACUUGACCCCGGCGAAUACGAUGACGGAAACAUGGACGAAUGGCCCGAAGGCGCGGAGGGCGUAGAGUUCUCGCAGGAGGACGCCGUUGCGCUGUUCAGGGAUCUUUUGGACGAUUUCAACAUAAACCCGUACAACACGUGGGAGAAGAUUAUCGAAGACGGUCACAUCAUUGAGGAUCCGAGAUACACAAUCCUCAACACGAUGAAAGCAAGGAAGGACGCAUGGCAGGAGUGGUCCAAGGACAAGAUCAGAGAGAUCAAAGAGCUUCGGGCAAAGGAAGAGAAGAAGGACCCUCGGAUACCCUACAUGGCACUACUGCAGGAAAAGGCAUCGCCCAAGCUCUACUGGCAGGAGUUCAAGAGGAAAUAUCGGAAGGAACCGGCGAUGACGGACCCCUACGUCAAAGACAAAGACCGCGAGAAGUGGUACCGAGAGCAUAUCAAUCGUCUAAAGAUGCCUCAAGCAACGCUCAAAACGGACCUCGCCACACUUCUCAAGUCAUUACCGCUUUCUGCAUUAAACAACAAGACGAAUCUGUCGCGUCUGCCACCACAGUUGUUGGUUGACAUCAGAUACAUCUCCCUGCCCGUGCAAGUAAGAGAUCCUCUUAUUCAGGCGUACAUCCAGACCCUGGACCCACCACCAGAGGGCGAGACCACCGCGGAAGAAGAUGAGACUACGCGGAAGGCUAGAGAAGCCAGGGACCGGAGAGAAAAGGCACUGCGAGAGCAUGAGGACAAGGUCGCGGAACAGAAACGAAGGCAGCAGCGGAGCCUCGAAAUGGGCAAGGCUCGGCUGCGGGAGGAAGAACGGGAGAUUGAACGGGCGAUGCAGGUCGGAAAACGUGGGCUGCAAAGCCAACUGGCGAGCGCUCAGCGGGAUGAACCCGAUGCAUCGGGAGGUAGUUAG